Molecule: messenger RNA, 2151 nt
Organism: Colletotrichum paranaense
Lineage: Eukaryota; Fungi; Ascomycota; Sordariomycetes; Glomerellales; Glomerellaceae
Product: major facilitator superfamily transporter
Exons: 4
Coding region: 1-2151 (716 amino acids)
Biological process (GO): transmembrane transport
Cellular component (GO): membrane
Molecular function (GO): transmembrane transporter activity
Source: RefSeq, a predicted model, not a curated record
AUGAUGGCAGAAGUAACGAAAUCCACGGACAUCAAAGGCCUACACAAAAAUGGCUCACUCAACGAUGAAGAAACCGGCGGAUCGCACUCAGAGGCACCCCUCGAGGCCCACGCAGACGAAGACAUCGUAGCGCGGAUGAACAACCUUGAUCCGCCUGUGACGCCAGAGGAGGAGAGACGCGUACGGAGAAAGAUUGAUAUGCGACUGCCUCCCUUCCUGCUCAUUCUCUACAUGUUCACCUGGCUGGACCGUGGGGCGCUGGGGAACGCGGCGCUGAUGGGGAUCAAGGAAGAUCUUGGGUUCACGAGCAGAGACUUCUCUCUCGCCGUGAGCAUGUUCUUUGUCGGCACGGCGAUUUCUGACCUGUUUACGAAUAUUGGGAUGAGGUAUAUCCGGCCUUCGGUGUACCUUGCUACGGCUAUGAUCAUCUGGGGCAUCUUUGCGACGCUGCAAGCUGUUGCCGGCGGUCCCAGCGGGAUGUUCGCGAUCCGGUUCUUCCUUGGCAUCUUUGAAGCGGCCUUCAUCUCCGGGGCGCCGUAUCUGACGACUGUUCUCUACCCCAGAGCUGAAUGGGGCCGUCGCAUAAGCGUCUACCUCUCAGCAACCCCCCUCGCAGGCGCCUUCGGCGGCUGGGUAGCCUACGGCGUCUCCAACAUCUCCAACCCGCUCAUAAAGCACUGGCAAGCCCUCUUCGUCAUCGAGGGGCUCGUCACCAUCCUCUUCGGCGUAGCCUGCAUCUGGGUCCUGCCCGACCGCCCACACAACACGCGCUGGCUCACCCCGCGCGAGCGCGACGUCGCCACCUGGCGGAUGAUGCGUGACGGUAACCGCACGCACGGCAAAGUCCACUGGCGCACGACGGCGGCGCAACUGACGGGGGACUGGCGGCUGUGGCUGAACAUUGCGAUUUACAUGGGACAGGUGCUGCAGACGUACACGAUUGCGACGUUUACGCCGAUUAUUGUGGCAACGUUUGGGUAUGAUAAUGUCAAGGCGCAGUUGAUGACGGCGCCGCCGUAUUGUGUUGCGUUUGUCAUGGUGUUUGUUGUCGGGUGGGCGAGUGAUCGGGUGAAGUCGUGUUCGGGGUUGUUGGUGGGGUGUUCUGUUGUUGCUGCUAUUGGAGAUUUGUUGCUUGCCGUGUUGCCGCAUACGGCUGCGAGUGCGAGGUAUGGCGCGACGUUUUUGAUCUUGUCUGGAAUUUUGUCAGGUGUUACGUUGAGCGUUGGCAACAUCACGAGUAAUUGCUGCGGUGAUAUCAAGAAGGGGAUCGCGACGGGGUUGUUUCAGUCUUUUGGGAGUACAAUGGGCAUUGCGACGGGGUAUCUCUUCCCUUCGACGGAUGGGCCGAGCUACAAGAAGGGGUUCUGGACGUUGUUUGCGGCUACGUGUUGGACUGGUGUUGGGGCCGCGUUUGUGACGGUGAUGAAUAUCAGGGAAAAUAGGAGGCGAGAUCGGCAGUCUGGGAAACCGCCUCGAGAUAUGGUGAUCGACUAUGACGAGGAUGGUCAGAUGGACAACCAUCCAUAUUGGAGAGACGAAGGAGCGUCAAGUCGGCCCUGGGAUGAGGAUGGGCUGGCCUUCACGGCGUCGGAGAUGGCGUUCCUGCAAGCCGCCGCGGAGCAAUUCGGACUGCAAGUGACGGACGAUUGGCUGCAGCCGGGCAUCCAGCGGACUCGUGUCUUGGCGAUGAUGGUACUUUUACAGGUGCGCAACAUCAAGACCUUGGAGCUACCCAUCCAAAUCAAAGGAUUCUUAAGAUGUCUCCCCACUGGCGUCGGAUUUCCAGCACGCUACGAUGCGCUUACGGAAAUUCGGCUCGGCAAGAACACACUUGGAACGUUUGAUGCUACGGGUGAAGAUGACCCGUACUCGGGCAGCAGCGACGCGAGACGUCUGCUAGAAUCAGCACCGCGGCGCGAGACAGUCCAUCUUGAUUUCUUCGCAGGCAACUAUCGAGAUUGGUCCGCCAUGGAUUGGUCCAGCGUCAGGAACCUGCACUUGCGGCAACUAGAGAGCGAUGACGUCCAUGUGACGGAUUUGUCGACGUUUUCCCAUAUUGUGCAUGCCUGUCGAGGCCUACAAAAGUUGUCGAUUGCCUCGCUAACGCCGACUGGGACGAAGCAGAACGUGAAGAGCUCUUGCGACACAUAA